CAUUCGUGUGUCUCCUGCCCCAGGAAUGUUUUCCAAAAAGCCUCAUGGCGACGUUAAAAAAUCAACACAGAAAGUGUUGGACCCAAAGAAAGACGUGUUGACGAGGCUCAAACAUCUUAGAAUCGUCAUAGAAAAUGCUGAGCCCUCAGAGCUGAAGCAGUUCUUUGAUCUGAACUACUCCCACAUCUACUAUGUCUUUUUUGAGAACUUUGUCACCAUUGAGGUCAGCCUCAAGCAAAAAGGUCACAAGUCCCAGAGGGAGGAGUUGGAUUCCAUCCUCUUCAUCUUUGAGAAAAUCCUCCAGCUCCUGCCAGAGAGAAUCCAGAGCCGAUGGCAGUUCCAUAGCAUCGGGCUGAUCCUCAAGAAGCUGUUACACACUGGGAACUCUUUGAAGAUUCGUCGUGAAGGUGUACGCCUGUUCCUCCUGUGGAUGCAGGCAUUGCAGAGUAAUGCAGAGCGUGAGCAGCUCUGCAUGUUUGCCUGUUUGAUUCCCGGCUUCCCAGCUCCACUCUGCCAUGGGACCCCACGCACCCUGGAGGCUCUGAUCAACCCACUGCUGAGUUUAACAGAGACUCAGGUGACCCCAGAAGAGAUCACGCCACUGGUCCCUCCACAGUCAGGUGACAAGAACCAGGAAGACCUCACUGCCUACUUCCUAGAAGCACUACUGAAAUACAUGGUAAACCAGGCCAAGUCUCUUGAAUGGCGUUGUAAGGAGAACCAUGAACGUAGCUUCAGCUUCCUUUUUGGGCACUUCAGGAAAUUUUACCUUCCUCAUAUAUUUCCCAGCUUCGCCAUGGAAACCAGCCUCUACAACCCAAUACUGGACGUGCCUCCGAUGCGUCCUAAGCCGUACUACAGUGUGGUGCGCAGGGAGCAGGAUGGCGGAGAAACACUGUACUGCACCAAGGAGAGCUUCCUUCAGGCUCAAGUCAUCUUUAUCCGCUGGCUGGUUUCUUUCUGGUUGGAGCCACGACCCAACACACAGACACACAUCCCAGGAACUGAGGGAGAGAACGUCCCCAAGAACAUACAGCGAGCAGCAGCCGGACUGGCAGCUCGAUCUGCAGGCAGCUCAGAUGACAGCGGCGGAGGCGGGAUGCGGUCUGAUGGCCACUUGGAAGGGAGCGGGAGCUCGUGUGGACCAGAAGGAAGCAUUAUGGGGCUGUCAGGGGGUCCAGGUGCUGGGAGUGAGCCUGAGCAGAGCCAUUCUAACACGUCUACACUGACGGAGAGGGAACCCAGCUCUUCCUCACUCUGUUCCAUGGAUGAAGAACAGCUGACAGACAUGGAGGUGGUGAGAAGAGUACUGACCUGCUCCAGAACCAAUGUCAACUUCAUCACAGAGAUCUUUCGACAGGCCUUUCUCCUUCCCAUGUGUGAGGCAGCAGCAAUGCGAAAAGUAGUCCGUGUUUAUCAGGAGUGGAUCUCCAUAGAGGACAAGCCAGUGUUUAUGAAGGAGCCAGAGGAGGGCCCUUAUCCUGUAGCCAUGUCCAGCAGUCUGGAUUCAGGCUCUCAGCUUGGAGAUAAAGAAGAUGAGGUGAGGAACUACCCAAAUUACCUUAUUUCUACUACACUACAGGUAUUUAUUACCCACUCUUCUAACGUUUUCUUGUUGGAACCAGCCAAUGACAUCAAGAUCCUUUUAGAGGAGCAUGUCGACAUGUGCAAGCGAGUCCUGAACAUCUACCGCAGCCUUGUCAUGCAUGAGACCAUGGACCAGAAGACAUGGGAGCAGAUCUUAUUGGUUCUCCUGAGGGUGACUGAGUCGGUGAUGAAAAGACCUCCAUCCAUCAUGCCUCAGGGCAAGAAGAACAACACACUGUCAGGCAGACUGGCUGGACCUAUGUUUCAGACACUGAUAGUAGCCUGGAUUAAGGGGAACCUAAAUGUGUACAUCAGCAGAGAACUGUGGGACGACCUCCUCUCCGUCCUCUCCUCUCUCACUUACUGGGAAGAACUGGUCACAGAGUGGUCUCUCACCAUGGAGACCCUCACCAAGGUGCUGGCGAGGAAUCUGUACAGUGUUGAUUUGAAUGAGCUACCUCUGGACAAACUCAGUGAACAAAAACUGAAGAAACACAAAGGAAAAGGUAUUAGUUCCGAUGGCCAGCGGCAAGUAGUGGAUCGUUCCUUCUCUAGAGGCUGGAGCAGAGACCAACCAGGGCAGGCUACAGCCAUGAGGCAGCGAAGUGCCACUACUGCCGGCUCCCCAGGCAUCGAGAAAGCCAGGAGUAUUGUCCGACAGAAGACUGUAGCCUUGCGUAGCUGCUCUACGGGGGACUCUCUGCUGUCCUCAGCCUUUAUCCGCAGUGCUAAGAGUGCUCCUGCUCUGGCUCCACCUCUUCCUGUCCUUCUUCACCACCACCACCCUUUACUACCCCCCCUUGCCGACCAGCUGGCAGACCUUGAGGACCCGCCAAUCACUCUGACAUCCCGCACCUCUCGGAUGCGUCACUCCUCCCAGAGUGAUGAGCCCCCUCCCAUCUCCUGUUCAGAGGUAUUCCAGGGCGGGGCUUGUGAUCUGGAUACUCCAGCCCCAUCCUCCCUUGCGAGGAGCAGCAGUGCCUCUGACAUCAUGGAGCCUUUCAUCGCUGAGCGGGUCAAAGCCAAUAAAGAGGAGGUGGUCCAGAAGGCUCGUCCAGUCUCCAGUGAUGUAGGAAGCACUAACCCAAACUUCUCUGACCUCAUGGAUGAAUUCAUCCAGGAAAGACUGAGGGCCAAAGGAACAGCGGGCCGUCGUGGCAGCAGCCCAGGAAGUCUGGAGGUUCCCAGGGACCUGCCUGAAUUGCUGGAGGCAGGUCCAAGUCCUGGAUUCCGACCUUUGGAUGAUCCUCGACCUAUUGAUGAUCCGGGAGUUCCCUCUGAAUGGACAUCACCUGCAAGUGCCAGCGGUUCUGAUGUCAUUAGUUCAGACAGCCAGUCAGAGUCCUUUAAUGCCUUUCAGUACUCCACCUGCAAGUUUGAUAAUUUUACUUUCAGUUCAGAAGCUGGUGGAGAAGGAGUUGGAUCGGGGGGAGGUCGAGGCAGCUCGCUGGACCAGGACAGUCUGGGCGGGGGUGUGGCUUGUGAAGAACAUGAAGUAGCCAGUUUGACAACACUUCAUAUUGACUCUGAGACCAGCAGCCUCAGCCACACUGUCACUGUUACUGGUUCUGAGAGUGCAUCUCCAAUGCAUUCUCUUGGGGGCUCUCGGUCCCAGACGCCCUCCCCUGCUACACUGACAGCAGAGCACACUGAUCACACACACUCCCACUCACAUGCACACUUACAGCUGGACCAGAAACUCCACAACUCUGUCCUGCAGACCCCUGAUGACCUGGAAACCAGCGAGUUCCACAGUGAGGACUGCAGCGUGAUGGCAGGUGGUUCUCUAACUGGUUGGCAUGCAGAUGUAGCCACAGUAAUGUGGAGAAGGAUGCUGGGUAUCCUGGGGGAUGUCAAUAGCAUCAAAGACCCAGAGAUCCAUGCGCAGGUCUUCGACUACCUGUGUGAACUGUGGCAAAACCUGGCCAAGAUAAGGGAUAAUUUAGGUAUUUCUCUGGACAACCAGUCAUCUCCUCCACCCCCUGUUCUGAUCCCACCCCUGAGAAUCCUCACUCCCUGGCUCUUUAAGGCCACCAUGCUCUCAGAUCGUUACAAGCAGGGAAAGCUCCAUGCCUACAAGCUGAUCUGCAGGAUAAUGAAGAGACGGCAAGAUGUUUCCCCAAACACAGACUUUCUCACACACUUCUACAAUAUCAUGCACCAAGGACUGCUGCACCAAGACCAGGACAUUGUGAACACCAUCAUAAAGCACUGCAGUCCCAGGUUCUUCAGUAUUGGCCUCCCUGGGGCCACCAUGCUGAUCCUGGACUUUAUCAUUGCAGCAUCUAGAGUAACUGCCUGCUCAUCACUCAAUGCUCCAAGAGUAGAGGCCCAGAUCCUCCUUGGAUCGCUGGUGUGUUUUCCCAACUUUUAUGGGGAGCUUCCAGCUCUCCAUCCCACCACAGCUGACGUGGUGCUUACCAAGUUUCCUGAUGUAAAGGAGCACAUUAUCAAAACCAUCCUGACCUCUGCCAGGGAUGAACCCUCUGCUCCUGCUAGGUGUGUGGCUCUGUGCAGUCUGGGUAUUUGGUUGUGUGAAGAGUUGGCUCAUGAGACUCAACAUCCACUGAUUAAAGAUGCUCUCAAUGUCAUCUGUGUUACUCUGAAGUACCCCAAUAAGAGUGUAGCACUGGUGGCAUCAGACAUCCUUCACCUGCUGAUCAGUUAUGUGGAUCAUCUUCAGAAGUUCCCCCCUGACACUCCAAAGAAAAUUGUAGAGAUUUUGAUUGCCACCAUCACAUUCUUGUUGCCCACGACCGAGUCUUCCCCUCAUGAACUUGAUAAGAGGCUUGUAGUUUCCCUCCUGUUGUGUAUGUUGGACUGGGUGAUGGCUCUGCCUCCAAAGACUGUUCUUCAGCCUGUUCAAACACGAAAUCCUCCAGAGAGGGACCAGCCUACCAAGACUCUGCUCAGCUGUAUUUAUAAGGUGUUGCACGGUUGUGUGUAUGGAGCACAGUCUUUCAGCAGUGCCAAGUAUUACCCACUGCAGCUGUCAGACCUGUCAAAUUCAGAUUAUGACCCGUUCCUGCCUUUAGAGAGCCUCAGAGAACCAGAACCACUGCAUAGCCCAGACUCAGAACGCUCCAGCAAGCUACAGCCUGUCACUGAAGUUCGUAGCCGUAUUCAGCAGGGCCUGGUUUCCAUUGCAGCCAGAACAGUCAUCACCCACCUGGUCAACCACCUUGGACAUUAUCCCAUGUCUGGAGGGCCUGCUACUCUGUCCAGUCAGGUGUGUGAAAACCAAGACAACCCUUUCUGUGAGAGUGCAGAUCUUGUACCAGAGCUUUUCCAUUCACCAAACCUACAGUUUCUGGUUCUGAACAGCUCCACUCUGCUUUCAGUGCUCCAGAUUCGCUCAGAGUCUGGUGUACCAGGAGGUGGAAUGACAGCUGGUUUAUCUUCUGCUCCUGCUUGUGUUCGUGUUAUCAUCCGAGAUGUAGCUGGAAAACACUCCUGGGACUCUGCCGUCCUUUAUGGGCCUCCACCAUGCUCCCCAAACAGCCCAGCACACACACUUUUAACACACACACAGUCACCUCACAAUGCGAGUCUUCAUUUACACACUCCACCAGGAAGUCCACCAAAAAAGAUGGGAGUAAAGAGAGAAGACAAUGAGGAAGAGGGGCAGAAGGAGAGUGAGUCAGAGGAGAGAGUGAGGGGCAUGGAGGGUGAUAGGCAAGAGUUUCAGCAAGAGUGGGAGGGGGGAGGAGAGGAGAGGAAAAUCAGCGAGGAGGGGAAGGGAGAUGGAAGGGGAGUUGGAUAUCGAGGAGAUGGGCAAGAGGAUGAUCAGGAGGAAGAGAAGGAGCAUAGAGCGGACAGAGAAGUGGGGCAAGGGGAGUUGGGCUUGGAACAGCUUCUGGCUCCACCACUGGCUAAACGUGUGUGUUGGGAGGCAGUGCCAGCAUGGGAUUCACUGAGGGAAGGUGAUGAUGCACUGGAUGAAAUGCUCCAGUACCUGGGAUACUCGAGUCCUGAAUGUCUGCAGAGAGCAGGCAUGCCGCUCAACAUCCCAGCCUCCCCUCCAGUGUGUGUCUCAGAGAAGCAGGAGAACGAUGUGAUAAAUGCCAUCCUGAAGCAGAGUGCAGCUGAGAGAGAGUUUGUCCUGCAUAGAGGUGAGGAGCUGAACAUGAGGGCAGUGCAGCAGACAGAACCAGAGACCCAGACGCCACAGUCAGCCUUCUACUACUGCAGACUGCUGAUCAACAUACUGGGACUCAGCUCCUGGGAGAAGAGGAGCAACUUUCAUUUGCUGAGGAAGAAUGAGAAGUUACUGAGAGAGUUGAAGAACCUGGACUCACGACUGUGCCGUGAGACCCACAAAAUAGCAGUAUUUUAUGUGGCUGAUGGUCAGGAAGACAAACACUCCAUAUUAACUAACACAGCAGGCAGCCAGGCGUAUGAAGACUUUGUCUCUGGAUUGGGCUGGGAGGUGGACCUCGCCACUCACUGUGGCUUCAUGGGAGGUCUCCAGAGGAAUCGCAGUACAGGCCAGACCACACCUUACUAUGCCACUUCCACUACCGAGGUUAUUUACCACGUCUCCACCCGCAUGCCCCACGACCAGGACCACAAUCUCACCAAGAAGCUGAGGCACCUGGGUAAUGACGAGGUCCACAUUGUCUGGUCGGAACAUUCCAGAGACUACCGUCAAGGAAUCAUUCCCACUGAGUUUGGAGACGUACUAAUCAUCAUCUACCCCAUGAAGAAUCACAUGUACUCUGUCCAUAUUCUCAAAAAACCAGAGGUGCCGUUCUUUGGUCCACUGUUUGACGGUGCAAUAGUGGACAUGAAGAUCUUGCCCACUAUGGUCAGAGCCACAGCUAUCAAUGCCAGCCGAGCUCUCAAAUCCCUCAUUCCUCUUUACCAGAACUUCUAUGAGGAGCGAGCCAGAUACCUAGAAAACAUCAUGCAGCACCACCAGGAGCCAACCACGUUUGAGGAUUAUGCAGCUCGAGUCUACAGUCCUGCUCCCUGCACACAUCUGCCCUCUGACACAGGCUCGUGCCUUGACAUUCUUCGGGGAGAAAGUCCAGCUCUUGGGGAGGCCGGGAGCGACUCGGCGUCCCCCAUGUCUCCCCGGACUAGCAAGAGCCGCAUGUCCAUGAAGCUGCGACGUUCCUCUGGAUCGGCCAAUAAGACUUAAGCCGUCUAGGUUACAUGGACCAGUCAGAACUGAUGCUUCAUAGCACAUGAGCCAGUCAGACACGGCUUAGUCCAUGAGGAAGGUUUCUCCAGAAGAAAUGUGGUGUGGAAUUAUACAUAAAGGUUAAAAAAAA
Messenger RNA from Monopterus albus (swamp eel), 6863 nucleotides. RefSeq names its product Ral GTPase activating protein catalytic subunit alpha 1 (gene ralgapa1). NCBI's taxonomy places the organism in Eukaryota, Metazoa, Chordata, Actinopteri, Synbranchiformes, Synbranchidae. The transcript has 47 exons. Gene Ontology annotation, molecular function: GTPase activator activity. Gene Ontology annotation, cellular component: cytoplasm; nucleus. The record is from RefSeq and is a predicted model, not a curated record. Gene Ontology annotation, biological process: positive regulation of GTPase activity; regulation of small GTPase mediated signal transduction. The coding region runs from base 26 to 6730 and encodes 2234 amino acids.